This is a messenger RNA of Ornithodoros turicata, 3740 nucleotides long. Its product is annotated as patched domain-containing protein 3-like. NCBI's taxonomy places the organism in Eukaryota, Metazoa, Arthropoda, Arachnida, Ixodida, Argasidae. The record is from RefSeq and is a predicted model, not a curated record. Gene Ontology annotation, cellular component: cytoplasmic vesicle membrane; plasma membrane. Bases 42 to 2657 code for a protein of 871 amino acids. The transcript has 5 exons.
CAUACGGGCGCGUGCUGCCGCUGGGGCGGAAUAUCGGUGACAUGCGGAUGGACUGUGUGGACCGCGCCGUCUCCUGGCUUUUCCGGGUGAUCGGCGAGUGCAUUGCCCGUUACGCGGGAUAUUUUGUCAUCGUGCCUCUGCUCGUGGCAGCGUGCUUAACGACGGGGAUUCAGCGAAUGGUCUACGUCGACGACUCCGAGUAUCUCUUCAGUCCCAUGAACGGCAGAUCUCAUGGAGAACGUAAGGUCGUCGAAGCGCUCUUUCCACAGAACACGUCGAGGAACUUCGAUAUAGGAAGACAGACGAAGCCCGAAAAGUUUGGCCGGCUCAUCGUAGUGACCAAAGAUGGGAGUAAUCUGCUUCGGCGCGAAAUCUGGGACGAGAUCAUGUUGUUGGACAGCAUCAUCAAGAACAUGACGGUGACAUGGGACGACGAUGUUUGGAAGUAUGAGCAGAUAUGUGCGCGAGACGGGCCCCUGUGUUAUCCGAAUGACCUGCUCGAUUUUUACCCCAUCAUCGAUGAGAUCGAGAACGGCAGCUUUAAGUUGGAGUAUCCGUUGCGGAUCGACAGGGCUAGGCAGAAGGUGUACUUUACUGGUGCUCUUAUGGGUGGUAUUGUGCACGAUGGUAACGGGUACAUCAAGUCUGCUAAAGCUAUGGCUCUGUUCUACUUCCUCGAUACGUCGAGCAGGAAGGCAAACUUGCGAUCGCAGGCGUGGGAGUACGCCUUCCAUGAUCUUAUGGAGACCCUCGAACUGGAACAUCUGCGAAUGGUCUGGUUCAUGUCCCGGUCGCUGGACGACGAAAUGGAGAGGAACACGACGGUUGUGACUCCGUUGUUCAUCAUUACCGUUGUGAUCAUGGUGCUGUUCACAGUGUUGACGUGUGUGACGUCGGACGCGGUGCGCAGCAAACCGUGGCUUGGGGUUCUGGGCUGCAUCUCGGCCGCGGUGUCAGUGCUUGCAGGCUUUGGCCUUCUCAUGUACCUGGGCUUGGAGUUCGUCGGUAUGAACAUGGCAGCACCGUUUCUCAUGCUGGGUAUCGGCAUGGACGACACCUUCGUUGUCCUGGCCUCCUGGCGCCGCACGGAUCCCCGGAAGCCCGUCGUAGAACGGAUGGGCGAAACGUACAAGGAAGCUGCCGUCUCCAUCACUAUCACCUCGCUCACAAACUUCAUCUCCUUCUGCAUCGGCGCUGCUACCCCAUUCGCGUCGGUCAGGAUCUUCUGCAUCUACACUGCCGUAGCCGUGCUCUUCACCUACCUCUACCAGAUCACUUUCUUUGGCGGAUGCCUGGCUCUCUCGGGGUAUGCUGAAGAGAAAAACCUCCACGGACUUCUGUGUGUUCCCGCAAUGCCAAAGUCGCAAGCGAAAGAUCGAUCGUGGCUGUUCCGCUUGCUAUGCACGGGAGGGAGAAACCCUGACGACCCGGACAACCCAAUGGACAACAAAGAGCACGCCAUGAUGACCUUCUUCCGAGACACCUGGGGAGGAAUGUUGAGCCACCAGCCAAUCAAGGCUCUCGUCAUCCUUUUCUUCCUACUGUAUCUAGCCAUUGCACUCUGGGGUUGCACGCAGGUGAGAGAAGGACUGGAACGCCACAAGCUCGUUUUGGACACAUCCUAUGCUCGUGACUUCUUCGACCUGGAAGAGACGUACUUCCUCGAGUUUCCUCUUCGCAUUCACGUAGUCAUGAACAGAACAAUGGAAUAUUGGAAACCUGAUGUGUAUGAGAAACUGGUCCACAUCAUCGAAGACUUUGAGAGAAGUCCCUUCAUCCAGAAUAGCGUGCUCACUGAAUGUUGGUUUCGGGAGUUCCACAAGCAAACUAAGCAAGAACCACUCCAGAGGUACUUUGCGCAGUUUGAUUUGACAGACCAACAUGACUAUAUUAGGGGUCUACGAUUCAUGCUCAGAUUCGCUCCGUUUUCCACGUUCGAGAAGGACAUCAAGUUCAACGCCAACUUCACAGCCAUCGAAGCCUCUCGGUGCCUUAUUCAAGCAACCAACAUCACGGACGCUAACUUGGAGAAGGACAUGGUGUUGGACCUGAGACGCAUCGCGGACAGCUACCCCGAUCAGAAGAUCACGGUCUUCCACACCCUGUUUGUCUUCUUCGACCAGUUCAUCCUUGUCCGCGGAAUUUCAAUCCAAUCCGUCGGAGUUGCCGCCGCCGUCAUGAUGGUCAUCGCUCUCGUCUUCAUCCCGAGUGUGCCGUGUGCACUUUGGGUUGCCUUCUCCAUAUGUUCCAUCGAAAUCGGCGUCAUCGGCUACAUGACUCUGUGGGGCGUCAACCUAGACUCCAUCUCUAUGGUUAACCUUAUCAUGUGCAUAGGUUUCUCCGUGGAUUACUCUGCACAUAUCUCGUACGCUUAUCUAUCGUCAGAUGGCCUAACCGCUAACGAUAAGAUGAAGUGCGCUCUCCAUUCUCUUGGCAUGCCUAUCUUCCAGGGCAGUAUAUCUACCAUCUUGGGUAUUAUUGUGCUAGCUUUCGCGCCUUCUUAUAUCUUCCUCACUUUCUUCAAGACCGUUUUCCUCGUCAUCCUGUUUGGAGCACUGCAUGGCAUCCUGCUCCUCCCUGUGUUGCUCUCUCUUUCCAGUUCCAUGUGUAGUAGCCAGAAGAAAGUUAAACUGACUCAUCCAUUUUUCAUCUCCUAACCCCAUCUGACAACUCCCCUGGCUUCGUGUUCUGCUACCCCAGGCUGGCGAGGAGGUGUGAAAAUAGAGGAAGAGGAGGCAUGUGUACAUAUAUACCCACAAACUUGCCUAUAUGAAGCGGGAUUUGCAUUGAACUCUGGGAUAGCAGCACUAUGAUGUCAAGAGAAUCGAAACCUAGACAAUAUGCAAUGGUACCGCCAAGAAGAGUUGUGGCGGCAUGUGGGAGUGCAUUAUGUAUAUAGACACAUUGUCGUGAAUCUGCAGGAUUUAGGAUUUCGUGCUCAUGAGCUUGCAUAUCAUGCGCAGUGUCCAACAGUAGUGGGUGCAUUUUCUUCUGCUUACAGUAAGACAAGAGUGUUUAUUGUUACAAGAAGAAAGUGCAAUGAGCACUGUAGGGCAGUACGUUUGUUGCAAAGGUUAUGUACGAUAAAUAGUUGCAAUAUUUAAGUUGUACACAUGUAUAGUGCAUUGCAUACACGUUUACAUUGCUCAGCCUCAUAAUGAAACGCCCCGCGCUAUAAAGGCGCAUUCUAGUCCUUUUAGCAUGUUAGCGAGAUAGCUGACCUCCUUCUUCCCUCAAUUAAAUGCGUUAUUAGAAGCAGCACAUCCUGGUAUGACUACACGGGAGCAAGUACCUCUUUCAUGAUACCAUGUGAUAGUGAGAACACGAUCGUUGGUACAGCCUCAUCCUGGUGAAAACGUAAUUGGGGUAACAUUUUAUGUGAAACGCCUUGUGCACUCGUCAUAGACCGGCUGGGGUGUGCCCAUGCAUAUAAAACUCCAUGCCCGCGAGAUUUUUGGUGUCAUACGCAACUAAUGACACCUUCUCGUGAUUGCUGUUCCUUGUGCUUCUAGCUAUUCUGAUCGAUUGUUACAGUAAAUCCAGUGCUCGCUUGCCAACAUACGCACAUGUGUGUGAAUAACCAUAUUGGAAAACAGGAAAUGCAGGCGGAAGCACAUACAAGAUGGAGUAGAAAUGCAUUAUUUGGGGAGCAGCUAUGUUCCAGCUACACAUCAUUCAUAAGAGUGGGGUUGCAUGCCACUACUCUCUGUAAAUAAAUAAUAAAUAAUUGCCCACUGUUA